AUGUCUAGAAAACGUGCCUUGUCCGAAGAAAAUGAAGGUGCUACUUCACUGAAGAGCCUAUCGACUCCAAUCAAUUUAUUUGAGGAUGAAUGUGUUUUUUGUCAUUCAUUUAGAACAAGCCUGUUUCAUGGGCCGAUGGUACGCUAUCUGAAGGGAAGAGUUGUGUCCAUUGACGAGGGCAACUCAUCAGAUGCCAUCUACGUCCAUAGGAAAUGCCUCGAGUGGGCUUCUGGAGUAUGGUUUAAGGGCGACAUUGUUAUGAACUUUGAGCCAGAAAUUAGACGUGCUUUAAAACUGACAUGCAGAAGAUGUGGACUCAAGGGAGCAGCACUUGGUUGUUAUUACGAUCCUUGCCUCACGAGUUUUCACGUUCCAUGUGCAGUUCAGACAAUUGGUUGCCGCUGGGACGUGGAUGGCUAUGUGCUGUGCCCUGAACAUGUUUCAAAUGCUCUACCAUGUGAUAAUCUGGGUACACAAACAAAGGAGAAUUACAAUGCUUCUUCCUUGGAUCAAAGCCGACGUGCAGAUAAGGAAGGAAAUUUUGACUAUCAUAAUAGGGAAAAUCAACAAACUGAUCAGCUUAACACCUCAAAUGCUUCCUCGCUGACUCAGAGCCAUCAUUGUCACGAAGAUGGAAUUUCUACCAAUUGCUCAAGGGCUGGUGAACAAACGGAUCAGCUUAACUCCAGUUCAUACAUAGAAAAGGAAGAUUGUUUUGACAGUCAUCGAAGGAAAGAUCAACAAACAGAUCACCUUAACAUUUCAAGUCCUUAUUUGCCACACAAACUACAUUCUCAUCAAAAAGAAGAAAUUUCCACCAAUAGCUCAAGGGAUGACCAGCAAAUAGAUCAGCUUCACACUUCAAGCUCUUCUUCCUUGCCACUGGGAGCUUGCCAAGCGGAAGAAAUGGAAACAGAUCAGCCUGACACAUCAAGCUGCCCUUCUGAUCAGUUGGUUUUGCUUGGUUUCUCUUUAAGUGCGGAAGAGAAGGACUUCAUGCAAAAGUUUGCAAGUUGGACCAACAUGACGCUGGCAAAAGAGUGGGGCGAAAAUGUGACCCAUGUCAUUCUGGGCAAAGGUGCUGGUACCUCAUGGAGUAGAUCAUCUGAAGUCCUUAUGGCAAUACUGCUUGGGAAAUGGGUGGUUCAUUUCGAAUGGGUCGCCGACUGCUUGCAGCUCAAUCCAGGUCCAGAGGCUUCCUAUGAGCUAGCAGCAUCCAAGCAGGGGAGAAUCCGAGCAAGUGAAGGAUUGCAGGCACCCAAACUGUUUUCGGGACUGUGUUUCUGCCUGAGCGAUUUCAUGAGCCGUGACAACAGAGACAGCAUGCGAGACCUCAUAGCAGCCGCCGGAGGGCGGAUGAUGCUGGAGAAACGCGACCUGCACCUGCUACUGAAAAACCCCGACCACUCUUCGUCGUCUUCGGUGAAGCCGAGGCCCUGCUACUUCGUGUACGAUGCCGACUCGCCCGGAGAGUUCAGUGUGAGCUCGCUGCGGAAGGAGAUGGAGGAGGCGAGAGAGCAGGCGGCGGCUGGGGCGCAGCUGAUCUGCCACCUCAGGGUGUUGGAUGCCGUCGCGGCGUUUGACGCGGAGAUCCUCGUGGUCGCGAAGGAGGACCGCUUCAUCACGUCGUAA
This is a messenger RNA of Sorghum bicolor (sorghum), 1632 nucleotides long. RefSeq names its product BRCA1-associated RING domain protein 1. Gene Ontology annotation, biological process: positive regulation of transcription by RNA polymerase II; negative regulation of fatty acid biosynthetic process; double-strand break repair via homologous recombination. Gene Ontology annotation, cellular component: plasma membrane; BRCA1-BARD1 complex; BRCA1-A complex. The transcript has 12 exons. Lineage: Eukaryota; Viridiplantae; Streptophyta; Magnoliopsida; Poales; Poaceae. The coding region runs from base 1 to 1632 and encodes 543 amino acids. The record is from RefSeq and is a predicted model, not a curated record. Gene Ontology annotation, molecular function: ubiquitin-protein transferase activity.